Eremomyces bilateralis CBS 781.70 is the source of this 2465-nucleotide messenger RNA. RefSeq names its product mitochondrial carrier. The coding region runs from base 344 to 2440 and encodes 698 amino acids. NCBI's taxonomy places the organism in Eukaryota, Fungi, Ascomycota, Dothideomycetes, Eremomycetales, Eremomycetaceae. The transcript has 4 exons. Gene Ontology annotation, molecular function: L-glutamate transmembrane transporter activity; calcium ion binding; L-aspartate transmembrane transporter activity. Gene Ontology annotation, biological process: aspartate transmembrane transport; malate-aspartate shuttle; L-glutamate transmembrane transport. The record is from RefSeq and is a predicted model, not a curated record.
CGGAGAUUACGAAUUCACCCAUCGUGCAUGCUCCACACCUUCUAAGGGGCAGCUUAGCUCCAGUGUUCGACCGACCUCGCAAAGUCGCAAUUCACACCGCCCGUUAACAUUAUCAUAUUGCCCAUUAUCACAUUACCUAUUACCACGUUACCUAUUAGCAUAACCUCGCAUUCGUUUACCUUUGCUCAUUGCUGUUUACAUUUCAAUUGCAACCACAACAUCGCCGCGACGACGCAUCUACCUCAGCCACUCAACAUCGCACCUUCCAACUAAAGGCCGCCGAGACUUCUCCCUCACGCAUUGAAUUACGGCCGACAAUAGACAGGAAGACAAUAACGGCAAGAUGGAUCAAGCCAAGCUUAAAGAGGAGGUGUCGGAAACGUUGCUCGGCUCAGUGCAGGACCCGCAACUGUCGAAGCAACGUCGCGCGGCCUUUAUGCGCUUCGCGACAACUGACGAGAAGUCCGGCGAGCAUUUCCUGGAUGAGGACCGGUUUAUCGAUGCGAUUGUGCCUGAAGGCGAGACCUUCCACAAAAUCUCACGCGCGCAAUAUGGCAUCUUAUUCAAGAUCGCUGACCGCCAGGGUACCGGAAGGGUAUCCAUCCAAGACUUCACAUCCUUCGACUCCAUCGUCGCAAAAUCCGAUGCCGAAUAUGAGAUUGCUUUUCGGCUCUUUGAUGUUGAGGGUCGCGGUGCCGUCCGCUUCGAAGACUUCCAGCGUCUCUAUAAUCUCAACAAGGGUACUGAUAGCUUGCCGUUCGACUGGAGCUCUGAAUGGGCGUCGCUAUACAUCGGCCGCAAAGGAAAGCGUCACGACAUGACCUAUCCUCAAUUCUCCCAGAUGCUGCGAGGCCUUCAGGGAGAGCGGGUUAGACAAGCGUUCAUUUACUUCGACAAGAACGGGGACGGCUACAUUGAGCCCGAAGACUUCCAGCGCAUCAUCAUCGAGACUUCGCGACACAAGCUUUCCGACCAUAUCCUCGAUAACCUCCAAACCCUAUGCAACAUCUCUACCGAAAGCAAGAUCUCUUACGCCAACGUCCGCGCGUUCCUGAACGUAAUCAAGGAGAUGGAUCUGGUGGAGCACAUCAUUCGAAAUGCCACCAUCAAAAGCAAGGAUUCGAAAAUCACCCGAACCGAUUUCCUCAACGAGGCGGCGCGCAUCACACGUUUUACACUGUUCACCCCGAUGGAGGCAGACAUCCUGUUCCAUUUUGCCGGCAUGGACGAGACAUCGGGCCGCCUGGGCCGCAAAGACUUCGCUAAGGUCGUCGACUCGACAUGGCAGCAUCCCGCCACCCUAUCCAGCGACGCCGAGGAGGCCGUCGCCAAGACCCUGUCUAAGUCGAAGGGACUUGUGCAGGGACUCCUGGAGUCGGCCCACCACUUCGCCCUAGGCAGUUUGGCUGGCGCUUUCGGCGCCUUCAUGGUGUAUCCGAUUGAUCUGGUCAAAACCCGCAUGCAGAACCAGCGAGGCCAGCGGGUGGGCCAGGCAUUGUACAAGAACUCGCUGGACUGCGCGCGGAAGGUCAUCGCGAACGAGGGAGUGAGGGGGCUGUAUUCGGGGGUGCUUCCGCAGCUGGUGGGCGUCGCGCCGGAGAAGGCCAUCAAGCUGACGGUCAACGAUCUGGUCCGAGGCCAUUUCGGCAACAAGAAGACCGGGGAGAUCUGGUGGGGAUGGGAAGUGCUUGCUGGUGGGUCCGCCGGUGGUUGCCAAGUGAUCUUCACCAACCCGCUGGAGAUCGUUAAGAUCCGACUGCAAGUGCAGGGCGAGGUCUCCAAGACGACCGCCGCGGCUCCGAAGCGGUCCGCGGUAUGGAUUGCGAAAAACCUGGGUCUGCUUGGCCUUUACAAGGGCUCGAGUGCCUGUUUGCUUCGUGAUGUCCCGUUCUCGAUGAUUUACUUCCCGACGUACGCACAUCUCAAGAAGGACUUCUUCGGGGAGUCUCCAGAAAAGAAACUCGGUGUCCUCCAGCUUCUCACCGCCGGUGCGAUGGCUGGCAUGCCGGCAGCAUACCUCACGACGCCCGCGGACGUGAUCAAGACCCGUCUCCAGGUCGAAGCUCGGAAGGGAGAGCAGACGUAUAAAAACAUCCGAGAUUGUGCGUCCAAGAUUAUGAAAGAGGAGGGAUUCCGCGCCUUCUUCAAGGGCGGUCCGGCACGAAUCAUGCGGUCAUCUCCUCAGUUCGGCUUCACGCUCGCGUCGUAUGAGGUGUUGCAAGGGCUCUUGCCAAUGCCCGGCAGCGGGGAUCUUCCAUUGGCGCCCGGCCACAUCGGGCCCGGGGGCGUGAGAAUAUCGCAGAGCACCGAACCAUUGCCAUACCUACGAAGUCGGAACGCUUUGAAGAUCAUCCUGGACUUGGAUAAGGAUAUCGGAAAGCCGAAGUUGCCGCAUGGAGAGGGAUGGAUUGGACUGCCUGGAUUCCGCAAGUCUUCUUAAAUGAUAGGAGGUACGAGUAUCUUGG